Molecule: messenger RNA, 818 nt
Organism: Emiliania huxleyi CCMP1516
Lineage: Eukaryota; Haptophyta; Isochrysidales; Noelaerhabdaceae
Exons: 1
Coding region: 32-499 (155 amino acids)
Source: RefSeq, a predicted model, not a curated record
CCACCCACAAGCGCUCGGACCUUACGCCGACAUGGCCCUCUCUCAAGCCAUCGUCGGCGCGGCGACCCUCAUGCGGGACGUCGACGACCUCACCGACAGCGCCUUCGACGCGGUCGAGAGUGCGGCGCAGAUGUGGUUCCGCAAGAUCCAGGCGGCCGGCGACAGGCUGAGCGACGCUCGGUCGUGCAUGCGGCCGCCUGCAGUGGACGUCGGCCCGGCGUAUGAGCCCUAUCAGCACCUCCCUUCGCCACCGCCGCGACCGCCGGAUGCAUUCGCCGUGCUCUCGACGCCAAGGACGCCCACCGUGGUCCGCAGCUCCUCGCUUAUUAGCAACGAGCCCAUGUGCGCGCAGUGCCACUCAAAGCUGAUCAACAACGGGCUGGCCCAGCGCCAGCCCCGCGGCCUCAAUGAGGUCUCGAACGUGUCAGAACGCGCCAACAUGCCAGUGGCGCUUCGCCCAAGCCGGAAGAAGCGCUCAAACCGCCGCCGCACCAUCUAGGGCAAGGAAGGAGGCCGGAGCGCCGUCCUCUUUCAACCUAGACAGAUGUGUAUUAGACAGGGCAAAGGCCCAAGCUCGGGAAUCGGGCAGCGUCCCCUGUGCAGCGGCCCCAAAUGCUCGGGGUGGGAUGCGUCUCCUCUCUUGCUUGUGAAGAGAGAGAAGAGAGAGAGAGAGAGACGGAGACCAGAGAGAGGGAGAGAGAGCUUUUUUGCCUUGAGUUACGUAUGCCGCAAAAGGGAGCUGGAUCAGCGCGUGCCAGCAGGAUCUUAAAAUCCCUGUGUGGCGGCGGCGUGCCGUCCUCCCUUUCGGUAUGUUUUUC